CCUUUUACUCAUUUCUUACAACCACAACAACAACAAUUCAUAAAAAAACUAGAAACAUCAUACAUACAUGGCGAAAGACGCGGAAGGAGCAGAAGGAUUUGCGGCGAGGGAUUACCAAGACCCGCCGCCUACACCAUUUUUCGACGCGGAGGAGUUGACAAGAUGGUCCUUAUACAGAGCCGUCAUCGCCGAGUUUGUAGCCACUCUUCUCUUCUUGUACGUCACCGUUUUGACUGUCAUUGGCUACAAGAUUUCGUCCGACACAGCCGCCGGUGGAGUUGAAUGCGGCGGCGUAGGAAUCCUCGGCAUCGCUUGGGCUUUUGGUGGCAUGAUCUUCAUCCUUGUGUACUGCACCGCCGGUAUUUCAGGUGGUCACAUAAACCCGGCGGUGACGUUCGGCUUGUUCUUGGCUCGCAAGGUAUCGCUGAUUAGAGCGGUGCUAUACAUGGUGGCUCAAUGUUUAGGUGCGAUUUGUGGAGUUGGGUUUGUCAAAGCCUUUCAGAGCUCUUACUACGUCCGUUACGGAGGCGGAGCCAACUCUCUAGCUGACGGAUACAGCACAGGGACUGGACUAGCUGCAGAGAUCAUCGGAACAUUUGUUCUUGUGUAUACUGUCUUCUCAGCCACAGACCCCAAAAGAAACGCACGUGACUCCCACGUUCCCGUGUUGGCGCCACUUCCGAUUGGGUUUGCGGUAUUCAUGGUACACUUGGCUACUAUUCCGAUCACCGGAACAGGAAUUAACCCGGCGAGGAGUUUCGGAGCUGCGGUUAUCUACAACGAGUCCAAGCCGUGGGAUGACCACUGGAUAUUCUGGGUGGGACCAUUCAUUGGAGCUGCGAUUGCUGCAUUUUAUCACCAAUUCGUCCUAAGAGCUUCCGGUUCCAAGUCACUCGGAUCCUUCAGAAGUGCGGCCAACGUUUGAAUUCUGCCCCACACACAUACAUACAACAAAAGUGGUUACUCUUUGUAUAGUAUUUCGGCAAAUGAUUUUUAAAAUAUGCCCUCCUUUCCCUCGUGCGUUUUUCUUUUUUUUGGUUCCUCUACUUUCUAUUUGUGUGAAAUCCAAUCAAUGGAGUCUAGUGUUUUACGUUUUCAUCUUCGCAAUGUAAGUUCGUUUACUUAGAAAAAGGUCACUUUGCUUAGCUUA
This is a messenger RNA of Brassica oleracea var. oleracea, 1150 nucleotides long. Its product is annotated as aquaporin PIP2-2. Gene Ontology annotation, biological process: transmembrane transport. The record is from RefSeq and is a predicted model, not a curated record. The transcript has 4 exons. The coding region runs from base 68 to 925 and encodes 285 amino acids. NCBI's taxonomy places the organism in Eukaryota, Viridiplantae, Streptophyta, Magnoliopsida, Brassicales, Brassicaceae. Gene Ontology annotation, molecular function: water channel activity. Gene Ontology annotation, cellular component: plasma membrane.